UUAAUCCUUUAUAAUUUUCCGUCCUCGGUCCCCAGCCGCCAUUGCCCCAAACUGGAAAUUCGGGGAGAAAAUUCUUCUGCUUCGUUCAGAUCCCGCUUGUAGAGUCUUCUAGACUGUCGCGUGAUGACUUCGAAGCCCGCUCCCACGGCAAACGGCGCCGGCCCCGAUGCUGGUGCCGGUGGGGGCGUACGCCGGCGGAGGAGGUUCUGGGUGGCAGCCGCGGUGGUGCUCCUGCUGGCGCUCCUCGCCGCGGCCGUGAGCUCCCGUAGCUUCCCGGCCAUCUCCUCCUACUCGCGCAGCGGAGGCUGCGGUUGCCCUGGUGCCAGGAAGUACACAGGGAUGGUGGAGGACUGCUGCUGCGACUACGAGACGGUGGACGCAAUCAACGAGGAGGUGCUUUACCCGAUCCUGCAGGAGCUUGUCUCGCUGCCCUUCUUCAGGUACUUCAAGGUUAAAUUGUGGUGUGACUGCCCUUUUUGGCCUGAUGAUGGAAUGUGUCGGCUUAGGGACUGUAGUGUCUGUGAGUGCCCAGAUAAUGAAUUUCCCGAACCAUUCAAGAAGCCUUACAGUGGCCUUUCUCCAGAAAAUAUGAUCUGUCAAGAAGGAAAACCAGAGGCAACUGUUGAUAGAACCCUUGACACCAAAGUUUUCAAAGGAUGGGUUGAAACCGAUAACCCAUGGACAUCAGAUGAUGAGACAGAUAAUGCUGAGAUGACUUAUGUGAAUCUUCAACUGAAUCCUGAACGUUACACUGGUUAUACUGGUGAUUCGGCUAGGAGGAUAUGGGAUUCUAUCUACAAAGAAAAUUGCCCAAAAUAUCCUUCAGAAGAUAUGUGCCAGGAGAAGAAGGCAUUAUACAAGCUAAUUUCAGGAUUGCACUCCUCAAUUUCUGUGCACAUUGCUUAUGGUUAUCUUCUAGACGAAUCUGCUAACUUGUGGGGACAUAAUCUUCCAUUAUUGUACGACCGUGUUCUGAAGUACCCGGAGCGUGUCCAAAAUCUGUACUUCACAUACCUGUUUGUUCUCCGGGCAGUGACAAAGGCAGCAGAUUACCUUGAGCAGGCUGAGUACAACACUGGCAAUCCUGAAGAGGACUUGAAAACACAAUCUUUAGUGAAGCAACUGCUUUACAACCACAAGUUAAGAUCUGCAUGUCCAUUACCUUUUGAUGAAGCAAAACUCUGGCAAGGUGAAAAUGGCCCUGAGCUAAAGCAGGAGAUUCAGAAGCAAUUUAGAAAUAUUAGUGCAAUAAUGGACUGUGUUGGAUGUGAGAAGUGUCGAUUAUGGGGAAAGCUACAAGUGCUUGGUCUUGGAACUGCGCUGAAGAUUUUGUUUUCUGUUGAUGGAGAGAACAAUUUGAAUCAACAGUUCCAUCUGCAGCGGAACGAGGUCAUUGCGCUGGUAAAUCUUCUGAAUAGGCUGUCAGAAUCAGUCAAAUUUGUGCAUGAAAAAGGACAGUCCACUGAGGAAGGCAUUAAACAACUAAGGUCUUCAACUGUGCAAAAGGGUGCUUCCUAACUGAAUCUCAACCGCGCUCGGCAAAGAUGUAGGAGGGAAAGUUGUAUUUACACCUCCUCCUCUCCAUACUGGAAGACUAACGUACAUGCAAGGAGCAGCUUCCUAGAUGAUUUUUGCAGAUCCUAGACAGAAGCUAUACAGAAAAAAUCUGGAAGCCAAAACAUCUGGCAAAAUUUAUCCUUUUUCAGUUUUAGUGGGGAAGCCAUUUGGAAUUUUGUAUGUAGUGUAUUUUGGCAAUGGAACAUUGGAACCUCUGCAAAGGAUUUCACCGCUUUCGCAUGGAACUUCCUAUUGCCAUGUAGAGUGCCUAACAUACAUUUUCACUCUCUCGUGUUGAUGACUGAUCGUAUGACUGCUAACAUGCUAAAGCCAUUUAUCAAUCCAAACGGAUGAUAUGUUCCCUGGACUUCA
Brachypodium distachyon (stiff brome) is the source of this 1929-nucleotide messenger RNA. RefSeq names its product endoplasmic reticulum oxidoreductin-1. The record is from RefSeq and is a predicted model, not a curated record. Gene Ontology annotation, cellular component: endoplasmic reticulum; endoplasmic reticulum membrane. Gene Ontology annotation, biological process: protein folding in endoplasmic reticulum. The transcript has 10 exons. Gene Ontology annotation, molecular function: thiol oxidase activity; FAD binding; protein-disulfide reductase activity. Bases 124 to 1518 code for a protein of 464 amino acids. NCBI's taxonomy places the organism in Eukaryota, Viridiplantae, Streptophyta, Magnoliopsida, Poales, Poaceae.